Messenger RNA from Gamsiella multidivaricata, 3186 nucleotides. RefSeq names its product calcofluor white hypersensitive protein. Bases 119 to 3088 code for a protein of 989 amino acids. The record is from RefSeq and is a predicted model, not a curated record. NCBI's taxonomy places the organism in Eukaryota, Fungi, Mortierellomycota, Mortierellomycetes, Mortierellales, Mortierellaceae. Gene Ontology annotation, cellular component: endoplasmic reticulum. Gene Ontology annotation, biological process: fungal-type cell wall organization; GPI anchor biosynthetic process. The transcript has 7 exons.
CCACCUUUCUUUCCUUCCCUCCUUCCUUCCUUCCUUCCUACCUGCAUCCACAACCCACGCGCUCUCCUUCUCUCGCCUUCCCUGUUUUGCUCUUGCUGGCUGUGCAUCCUCAUCUUCCAUGGUCUACCUGACAGACAAGAAGGGCGCCAUCCUCUCCAGGAUUCCAGCGACUACAGUUCCCCUUGCUCAAACCCUCUUCGGUGCCUCCGCAUUUUUGCUAGCCCUCAUAAUUGGGUGCUAUGGCCAUUACUACAAGAUUGUCACCAACGGUGUUGCGGGAUAUCCAGACGAAUGGUUCCCAAGUGUCAGUGCAACAACAGGGGAUUGGUAUCCUGAGAGAAACAUCUGCCAGAUCUUCAUAGCCCUCGCAUCCGGUCCUCGGCUAUUAUUGUGCUACGUUUGGUACUUACUAAUCAUGCGCAAUGUUCCCGCAAAUGGAUCGCCGGGUUUCGCAAAGUUGCUGUUCGCAAACGACAUAAUCAGGACAGUUGCAUGUGGCGGAUGGGUCUAUGUAACAUCCUCGGACGACCAUGCGAUCCAUGACUUUGCGAUGAUCAUCUAUCUGCUCUGUACGGUGCCUCACGUCAUUGGAACCAUCAAGAGCGCACCUCAGAACAUGCAGGCACAGAAGUAUCGCCGCAUGUUCGCCUACACGUUCUUUGGGGCGCUCAUUCCAAUGGUCUAUUUUUUCAUCCAGCAUAACGUUCAUCACGUCCCUGGAGCUUACACCUACUAUGCAUUUUUUGAGUGGUCGCUCAUCGUCUCGGAUCUGGGGUUUGAUGCUGUUUGUAUUAUCGACUUUGAGGCCUUCGAGUUCCGUGUUGUCGACGUGGGCAUAAGUGGGCGUCAUGAUGCUAUUGGCGGUGCUUUCAACGACCUCAAGACGUUUGGUGGUAACAGUAGCGGGACCUUUGGGGGCAUAAAUAAGUCUUUUGGCAAAAGCGGCGGCAAGGCCAACACAGCCUUCGGUCAGAUCAAGCCUGCGGAUGCGCUCUCUUUUGCUGCUGAUGUGUAUCUCGGAUUCAUCUUUUGGUCAAUGCUGACCUCGCUACCCUUGAUGAUAUGGUAUUUCCCACUUUGGCAUAUGGGUCUUUCUGGAUACGAACUGUUCCUGUUCUGCAACGUCACCGCCGGCUUGUUGGGCUUCAACGGUCUUCGCAGGACAAUCGACCGAUCCAAGGGGCUCUUCCAUCUGCUUUCAUUGAUUGGUGUUCUUUCCUACUCGAUUUUUGAUUCAGCUUAUCGUCUCAUGGCAGUCGCUACUGGUGUCUCGCUCUCGAUGCUCACCUGGGGUGCAACAUUGUUCGGACAGCGCCAUCAGAAUGGGAGGGCUGAGCGUGGGGUGAUGGCUUUGGCGUUAGGAUUGAUUUUGCACAAUGUUGUCAAGCAGGCCUGGUGGGCCAAUAACCCGAUCUGGCCCAUCAUGAACUCGAGCAACGGAGGACGGAACUUACUGGGAUUGAUUCUGGGUAUUCUGGCGAGCAUUCAGGUCAUGGUGCGCAAGGAACCGUAUGAGCACGAAGCCAGAUCGAUCGAGAGCUCCAAGAAGGACGAGAGCUGGAUCAAGGCAGCUAUUGGUGGCGGGGGAUACCUGUUCUGCCUGCAUUCUAUGUACACGGAGGCCGCGACAAUCAGUCGCUGGUCAUUGGGCGGAUAUCCAAAUACGGGCCCUCAGCCUAUUGCUGGAGGAUUCAUGGUCAUUAUUGCUAUGACUGCAGGACUCAUGUUAUCAUCUCAACGUCAAUUAGUGAUUUCAACUCCAUGGUUUUGUGUGGGAUCUGCAGGAUUGGCGCUCCUGCAUUUCAUCGAGGGCGAUAUUGGGUUCUUUGGUGGGAUCGUCUUUACGGUCUUUGUGCUAUCACUCUUCCCAACAAUCUUCCGCUCUUUGAGCCGUCAACCUCCAGGUCGUGCGUUUUUGUUAGCCAUGAUGGUCUACAAUGCCCUGGCACUAGCACAUGUCUGGGUCGUCGCCUAUGCUUUCGUGCCCGGUGGAGAGAUCAUGAGGGAGCACACAGAUUACGUCCUUCUGGUCAUGCAGGGUUGUCUCUGGUUUGGGAUUCGCAACGCCAACUCGACCAUAUGGCCUCUAAUUUCUGGGACCCGCAAGCGAUCCACAUUUUCGAUCGUCCGUCUGUACACAAAGAUCACGCUAGCGAUCUUGGUACUCUCCUCGGUCUUUGUCUGUUUGCGCCGAAUCCCACGCGCAGCCCCUCAGCCCUACCACCCAGAGCACAAACUGAUUACUGCAGGAAUAUGGACUAUCCAUUUUGCGAUCGACAACGACAUGUACAACAGCGAGGUGCGCAUGCGAGACGCUAUCCGAGAUUUAGAGCUGGAUGUUGUGGGCUUGCUGGAGUCGGAUCUGCAGAGAAUGAUCAUGGGCAACCGCGACCUGACACAAUUCUUGGCUGAGGAUCUAAACAUGUAUGCAGACUAUGGUCCCGGACCCACGAAACACACCUGGGGAUGCACCAUGUUGUCAAAGUUCCCCAUCAAACAGUCGACUCACCACCUCUUGCCCUCACCCAAGGGCGAGCUCGCCUGCGCUAUCCAUGCCACGCUGGAUGUCUACGGCAAAGAAGUCGAUGUAAUUGUCUCCCACAACGGACAGGAGGAGGACCUUCGAGAUCGCCAACUUCAGACGACCGAACUCGGCCGGAUCAUGCGCGAAUCCAACAACCCGUUCUUGUUCUUGGGAUAUGUCGUGACCAAACCUGGCCAGGGUGAGGAGAUUUAUGAGCUGCUCAUGGAUGGCGGUAGGAUGCACGAUAUCGAGGUCUCGGAUUGGGAUCGAUGGUGCGAGUACCUCGCCUUCCGCGGUGUCAAGCGCAUUGGAUAUGCGCGUGUCUCACAUGGAGGUAUUACGGAUACAGAGAUCCAGGUUGGCAAGUAUCAGGUCCUGGAGGACUUACGCCCAAGUGGUGAACAUCGUCGUGUACCGCUUGAAGAGUUCAAGAAACAGGUUUCGUACGAGCAAAUCCCCGAGCAGCAUGUACCCAAGGGCAUGCGAUAUCCAUCCAUGUUCUACGGAGAGGGAGUGCGAAACCAUCGGUUCCAUGUCUUCGAUCGACCUUACUACUAUGCAUAGAGGACUGCGAUACAACCAGUAGACUCCAAAACAAUAAGUAUAUUUUAGAAUAGUCUAGCUUACUGGACUGUAAUUCGAUUAUGAAUAAAAUGUUAGAG